CACACUUCUGAGCGUUUCCAUCCGGCGCGACAGCCAUGCCGUGCACGUACGUGGUCAGCGUCGCCACGGGAACGCAAGGCCGGUCGGGGACCGAUAAUUACAUCUUCGUAACGCUGGUGGGAUCCGAGGGGUGCAGCCGGAAGAUUAGGCUGGACAAACCUCAGCACGAUGACUUUGAGAGGGGCUCGGUGGAUUCCUACCCGGUGGGGACGCAGGAGAAUCUGGGCGAAAUUACGUUGGUGAAGCUGGAGAAGAAAAAGCAUUUGACGCAGGACGACUGGUACUGCAGGUACGUCUCGGUGAGGACGCCGGGGGGAGACGGCGUGGAGUUCCCGUGCUAUCGUUGGCUGGUGGGUGACAAGGAAGUGGUGCUGAGAGACGGGCGAGCUCACCUGCCUCAGGAUGAUGAGACCACCCUGGUCAAGGAGCACAGACAAAAGGAACUGGAAAUGAGACGGAAAGCCUACAGAUGGAUGCAGUGGCAGCCAGGAUUUCCUAUGAGCAUCGAUGCAAAAAGACACCAAGAUUUACCUCGGGACAUCCAGUUUGACAGCGAGAAGGGAGUGGAUUUCGUACUGAACUACAGAAAAGCGAUCCAGAACCUGUUCUUGAACCACUUCAUGCACAUGUUCAAGUCGUCCUGGACUGACUUUGCCGAUUUUAAGAAGAUCUUUUUGAAGAUUAAAAGCACAGCCUCAGAGUAUGUGAUGCAACACUGGAAAGAGGAUCUCAUCUUCAGCCACCAGUUCAUGAACGGCUGCAAUCCCGUCCUCAUCCAGAAGAUCGGCAAAAUUCCGGACAAGUUUCCCGUCACCAAUGAGAUGGUCGCCGGCAGCCUGGAGAGGGACUUGACUCUCGAACAGGAAGUUAAGGCAGGUAACAUCUACAUGGUGGACUAUGAAGUGUUGGAUGGCAUCAAGGCAAAUGGUACGGACCCCCGCACCCCGCAAUACAUGACGGCUCCCAUCUGCCUUCUGUACAAGAACACCCAGAACGAGAUCCUGCCAAUAGCCAUUCAGUUGGGUCAGACUCCAGGCGAGGACAACCCCAUCUUCCUGCCCACAGACGGCGAGUACGACUGGCUCCUCGCAAAGAUCUGGGUGCGGUCGUCCGACUUCCAGCACCACCAGACGAUCACGCACCUGCUCAGGACGCACCUGAUCUCGGAGAUGUUUGCCGUCGCCAUGUUCAGGCAGCUGCCCGCCGUCCACCCGGUCUUUAAGCUACUCAUCCCUCACGUCCGUUUCACCAUCGCCAUUAACACCAAGGCCAGAGAGCAGCUCAUCUGUGAACGUGGUCUCUUUGAUAAAGCAAAUGCAACAGGUGGAGGAGCUCAUGUGGCGCUGAUUCAGAAGACCAUGAAGACUCUGACCUUCAGGUCCCUCUGCUUCCCCGACAUGAUGAAAGCUCGCGGUGUGGACAGCGAGCAGGAGCUCCCUUGCUACUUCUACAGAGAUGACGGCUACAAGGUGUGGGAGGCCACCAGGAGCUUUGUGUCGGACGUGAUCAACAUUUACUACAGCGGGGACGAGAAGGUGCGGGGAGAUGAAGAAAUCCAGGCCUUCAUUAAAGAUGUGUGCGACUACGGGAUGAAAGACUUCAAACACUCCGGGUUCCCCAGGUCGCUUCAAUCCCGCGAGGAGUUGAUCGAAUACUUAACCGUCAUCGUGUUCACCGCUUCAGCCCAGCACGCGGCUGUCAACUUUGGACAGUAUGACUGGUAUUCCUGGAUUCCCAACGCCCCGUCCACCAUGCGGAAGCCCCCUCCCAAUCGAAAGGGUUUGGCAAACAUGAGCCUGAUCAUGGCCAGCCUACCGGAUCGAGGGCGCUCCAGCUGGCACCUGGGGGCCGUCUGGGCUCUCAGCCAGUACCAGAAGAACGAGCUCUACUUGGGAACGUACCCCGACGAGCAUUUCCUGGAGAAGCCGGUCAAAGCUUCCAUGGAGAAAUUCAAGAAGGAUCUGGCAGAGAUCAGCGGUGACAUCAGGAAAAGGAACCGGGAACGGAAAUUGCCUUACUGCGGCUUGUCGCCCGACAAGAUCCCAAACAGUGUUGCUGUUUGAACGCAGAACCUCCUGAGUAGAAGGUCCCGAGUCAAAAACAAAAUUCACGGCGAUCAUUAAGGUGGGGCAAAUGAUUUCACUCGCAUUACUAUUUGGACUUUAUAGAAAGUGACAUCAAAAAGAACGCAUCGAGGUAGAUUCCCGUGUUUUAGGACUUGGGUCUUGUUUCACUUCAGACUCGAUUUGUUUUUUUCAUGAGAUGACGCAACUUUGAAUAGAAACCACAUGGGAAGUCUUUUGUUUUUUGCCAUCUUCCACAUGCGAACUCGCUGGGACCACAUCGGCACUCCGCCGGCACACAAUUUAAGAGCUUAUUUAGAGAACUCUCAAGUACAUUUCACAUAACGCGUAAAAGCAACUGCAGGCUUAUAAACAAUCCUUUAAAGAUUCGUUUGUACUAUCAACAUAUUAAAGCGUUACAACUGCUGCUAAUCUAAACUAACUGACUUUAAAGCUUAUUAGUUUACGUUAUAUUUCUGUCCCUGUGAUUUGACAGGCGCGCAAUCGCACUCGCAAAUCUGCAGUCGAGCGCGAAUUAUCACGCGUGUAAAAUUUUUUACGAGUAGAAAUAUAGAUAUUGAAAGACGUCGCUUAUUUUGUGUAGUCUUGACCAAUGUUCCCUCGAAGCUGCGCCACUGCGCAAUUGCGGACUUGUUGUGCACUCUCAGCGCACAUGAAAACCGAUCCACCACAGCCUGACAUCUUUUUUUCCAACACGGAAGCACACGGUCUCGAACGACGAGCUGCUCAGCCUACUUCUACUUUCUAGUUUACCUGACACCGCCCCCCUCUGCUCUUAAAGGGGUACACUCACAAUUACAAGCAGAACACACACCCGUAACUAUAUCUGCGGGCAUGACUGGUGGACCACACCCGAAACGUCAUAUCUGCGGGCAUGACACCUGUACAUUUUUCAAAUGCCUAAAAGAAACCAAUGGCUUCUACUUUUCAUAUUUUACUGUUCGUAUGUGAAUUGUGCCAUUGGAUUUAGCAACCAGUCAUUUUCCCUUUUUUGUUGUUGAAUAGAUUAAUGGCAUGGGAAUUUUUCCACUUCAUAAAACCAGUGUUCGUGAUUUUUCUUACCUUUGGUAUAUUUCACAAAACAGCUAUUCUUGAGUAAAAAA
This is a messenger RNA of Syngnathoides biaculeatus (alligator pipefish), 3187 nucleotides long. Its product is annotated as polyunsaturated fatty acid 5-lipoxygenase-like. The coding region runs from base 36 to 2063 and encodes 675 amino acids. Gene Ontology annotation, biological process: linoleic acid metabolic process; lipid oxidation. The transcript is spliced from 14 exons. Gene Ontology annotation, cellular component: nuclear envelope. Gene Ontology annotation, molecular function: arachidonate 5-lipoxygenase activity; iron ion binding; protein binding. The record is from RefSeq and is a predicted model, not a curated record. Lineage: Eukaryota; Metazoa; Chordata; Actinopteri; Syngnathiformes; Syngnathidae.